Arctia plantaginis is the source of this 1152-nucleotide messenger RNA. Lineage: Eukaryota; Metazoa; Arthropoda; Insecta; Lepidoptera; Erebidae. The record is from the annotation of a GenBank genome assembly.
AUGCUAAGGUCAAAAAUAAUCGUCUUUAACAGGUUUCUAGAAGAAGAUAGACCGUUUGUUAAGAAGAACUGGCGUUUCUUCUACAUAGUCCCAGCUGUGUUGGUACACCUCAUCUCUUUAACUACCCACAUGGGAGUUUUGAUAUCAAAAAAGCAAGUAAUCAAUGUCGCUCACAUGUUGCCACCGUUCUUGGUCUCCAUACACGCAACUCUAAAAGCUUUAGUCAUUAUACCCAAGACGGCAGAAAUAUCUACAAUUAUGAAAGAUCUCGGCGCUCUAUGGAGGACGAAUUACACUGACAAACAAACCAAAGAGAAGAAUAGAUUACUUAAAAGACUUAACUUCUGUAACAAGGCUAACUUCUGGGUGGCAAUGGUUGGUACUGCUCAAUAUUUGAUUUCGCCGAUGUUGGAAAUUUUAAUCCGGAGAUUUAUUCUACAACAACCCUGUGAACUGUUGCUGCCAGUCCCUGCUAGUCACCCGUUCGACCUUAACCACAACUGGUUCGUUUAUACAGCAGUAUACUUCUUCCAAUCUUACACAAUGUUCCUGUUAGUUUAUGUAUACAAUGGAUCGGAACUGAUACUAAUAACCUUAUGUGGGCUCCUUGCCAAUGAAUUUGUGAUGCUAAAACAUGACUUGUCCCGUACAACUCCUACGCCAAAUACGAUAAAUGAGAAUGGAAUUGGAAUUGAAGAGUUUAUUAAGAAACAUCAAAAAUUAAUCAGGCUAUCUCGACAGUUGGAUAACGUGUUCAACCGAAUGAUAUUCAUAGAGCUAUUGUUUGUUGGAAUAACAAGUUGCGCUUUUAGAUUUGCUGGCGAAUUUGCACGCGGACUUAUUUACACACUGAGCAACUACGUAGCAGUAACAAUUUUGCUCGUAACUGUAUUCUACGUGUGUUACUACGGUGAACUGCUCACGAGCGCGAGUGUGCAUUUGGGCAAUGUAGCUUACCAGAACCUGUGGUACGAAGGUAGUAAGGAAUAUAAACAAGCAAUACGGCUUAUUAUUAAAAGAUCACAGACACCUUGUGGAUUGACGUCUCUUAAAUACGCUGCAGUAUCGUUAAACACUUUUACUAAGGUAGUGAGCACCACUUGGUCCUACUUCUCUCUGAUGAACAGCGUAUACACCGUCGCUGAACAAUAA